AGAUGAUUUUGAUGAGGAAGGUUUCUGCCAGCCAUACAGAGGGAUCGCGUGUGCUCGCUUCAUAGGAAACAGGAGUAUCUUCGUGGACUCGCUGCAGAUGCAAGGCGAGAUUGAGACCCAAAUCACAGCGGCGUUCACCAUGAUUGGCACCUCCAAUCACCUGUCAGAUCGCUGCUCCCAGUUUGCUAUCCCGUCCCUGUGCCAUUUUGCCUUCCCGACAUGUGACCGCAGCUCUGGCAUGGACAAACCGCGGGACUUGUGCAAGGACGAGUGUGAGAUUCUGGAGAACGACCUGUGUAAGACAGAGUACAUCAUCGCUCGCUCCAAUCCCCUCAUCCUCAAGCGCCUCAAACUGCCCAACUGUGAAGACCUGGUUGCUUCAGACAGUCCCGAGGCUGCCAACUGUAUGAGAAUAGGCAUCCCAAUAGCUGAGACCAUAAAUAAAAGCCACAAAUGUUAUAACAACAGCGGUUCGGAUUUUCGCGGGACAGUCAGCAUGACUAAAUCUGGUCGUCAGUGUCAGCCGUGGAACUCGCAGUAUCCCCACAGCCACACCUUCCUGGCCAUGCGUUACCCAGAGCUCAACGGGGGACAUUCCUACUGUCGCAACCCCGGCAACAAGCACGACGCUCCCUGGUGCUUCACCCUAGAUGAGCGUGUGCGCAUGGAGCUCUGUGACAUUCCUCCAUGUGAUUUGCCCAAGCAUGGCAGCAGCAGUAUGGGGAUCCUGUACAUCCUGGUACCAAGCGUUGCUAUACCGCUGGCCAUUGCCCUGCUGUUCUUCUUCAUCUGUGUGUGCCGAAACAACCAGAAAGCCUCACGUCCACCAGCCCCACGUCAGCCCAAACCAGUACGCGGCCAGAACGUGGAGAUGUCCAUGCUCACGGCAUACAAACCAAAGAGCAAAGCCAAAGAACUUCCUCUGUCUGCAGUUCGCUUCAUGGAGGAGUUGGGUGAUAGCAACUUUGGUAAGAUCUACAAAGGUCACCUGUACCUGCCAGGCAUGGAGCAAGCUCAGCUAGUUGCCAUAAAAACACUGAAGGACAUCUCAAGUGCACAACAUUGGGGCGAUUUCCAGCAGGAAGCAUCUGUCCUGGCAGAACUUCAUCAUCCCAAUGUGGUUUGUCUCCUGGGUGUCGUGACCCAAGAGCAGCCCGUCUGCUUGCUCUUCGAGUUCCUAGCCCAAGGAGACCUCCACGAGUUCCUCAUCAUGCACUCUCCCCACUCAGAUGUGGGCUGCAGUAGCGACGAAGAUGGUACCGUCAAGUCCAGCCUCGAUCAUGGAGACUUCCUUCACCUGGCCAUUCAAGUCGCAGCUGGGAUGGAGUACCUCGCAAGCCACUUUUACGUCCACAAAGACCUUGCUGCAAGAAACAUUCUGGUUGGUGAGCAACUUCACAUAAAGAUCUCUGAUCUUGGCUUUUCAAGAGAAGUCUACGCUUCAGAUUAUUACAGAGUCCAACCCAAAAUGCUCGUUCCUAUUCGCUGGAUGCCACUAGAAGCCAUCAUUUACGGGAAGUACACAACAGACUCUGACAUUUGGGCGUUUGGUGUGGUUCUGUGGGAGAUCUUCAGCUUUGGCCUGCAGCCCUAUUACGGUUUCAGCAACCAGGAAGUGAUGGAAAUGGUACGGAAGAGGCAGCUGCUGCCCUGCCCAGAGGAUUGCCCUCCUCGCGUGUACGCGCUGAUGACCGAGUGCUGGCAGGAGGGACCCGCUCGACGGCCGAGAUUCAAAGACAUCCACGCCCGACUACGUGCUUGGGAGGGUCUGUCCUCUCACGCCAGCUCCAGCACACCAUCCGGAGGCAACGCCACCACCCAGACUACCUCUCUGAGUGCCAGCCCCGUCAGCAACCUCAGCAGCCCGCACUACGCCGGAUACAUCUACGGAGCUCCGCAGAGCCUCCCACCGGGACAAAUCGCGGGCUUCAUGGCAGCACCGAUGCCUCAAAACCAGCGUUUUAUACCUGUAAAUGGAUACCCUAUCCCAACAGGCUAUGCUGCCUUCCCUGCUGCCCAUUUCGCUGCAACUCAAGGCCCUCCACAGGUGGUGCAGCACUGCCCUCCUCCGAAGAGCCGGUCACCCAGCAGCGCCAGCGGCUCAACAAGCACGGGUCACGUGACCAGCGUCCCCUCCACAGGCUCCAAUCAUGACGCCAAUACGCCUUUGCUUUCUCAUUGUGUCACUCUGACGCCCAUGACAGCAUUGCCGGGCGGCACAAUGCCAGUGUUUGGACAUAUGGCACAGAAGGUCAUGCAAAUAGACCCGAGUCAGGCAGCGCUGCUAGCUGACACUAACAGACUGAUAUACAGUGAAUCCAUCAUUACUGCCAAUUUGUGAAUACAUGUUUUGUCCUGUAUAUUGAUCUAUUGAAUUAUUGAUAUUUUAAUGUUUUUUCCUUCCUUGUAAAUAUGUAAUAGCCUGAAAAAAAUGCGAAAGUUUAUAUUU
Sinocyclocheilus anshuiensis is the source of this 2449-nucleotide messenger RNA. RefSeq names its product inactive tyrosine-protein kinase transmembrane receptor ROR1-like. Gene Ontology annotation, cellular component: plasma membrane; signaling receptor complex. Gene Ontology annotation, biological process: multicellular organism development; protein phosphorylation; positive regulation of canonical NF-kappaB signal transduction. The record is from RefSeq and is a predicted model, not a curated record. The transcript is spliced from 5 exons. Lineage: Eukaryota; Metazoa; Chordata; Actinopteri; Cypriniformes; Cyprinidae. The annotation marks the transcript as partial. Gene Ontology annotation, molecular function: Wnt-protein binding; protein kinase activity; ATP binding.